AUGGAGUGUUUUCCAUUAACAGCCCCUUUAGGUCGAAUUGCCUUUAUUAUUUUUAUUGUUCUAACCACAACCACAACUUCAUUUUGCACUCAAGAAUCCGACUCUUUUGUUCAAUGUCUCUUUGAUUAUGGGUCUCUAAAUACACACCCAAUUUCUGAUGUCAUUUACACUCCCAUCAACUCUUCCUAUUCUUCAGUCUUGAAUUUCUCCGUUCAAAAUCUCAGAUUUUUAACUAAAAAAACCCCAAAGCCACUCGCCAUAAUCACUCCCUCACAUGUUUCACACAUUCAAGCAGCGGUCAUUUGUUCCAAAUCCCAUGGCCUUCAAAUUCGAACUCGCAGCGGCGGCCAUGACUUUGAGGGCCUUUCUUACAUCUCCGACGCCCCAUUUAUCGUCGUUGACCUAAUAAAUCUCAGAUCCAUCGCAAUUGACGUUGAAAACGAGAAUGCAUGGGUUCAAUCUGGCGCAACUCUAGGUGAACUCUAUUAUAGAAUUGCUGAGAAAAGCCAAACACUAGCAUUCCCGGCUGGCUCUUGCUCGACGGUAGGCGUCGGCGGGCAUUUGAGUGGCGGUGGAUAUGGGUGGUUGAUAAGGAAAUAUGGACUUGCGGCUGAUCAUGUGAUAGAUGCUUACUUGGUAGAUGCUAAUGGGAAGUUGCAUGAUAGAGAGUCAAUGGGGGAGGAUCUGUUUUGGGCCAUCAGAGGCGGCGGCGGAGGUAGCUUUGGGAUCGUCGUGUCUUGGAAGGUGAAGCUGGUUCGGGUUCCGGCCACGGUUACAGUUUGUGAAGCUAAUAGAACUUUGGAGGAAGAUGUAAUGAAGCUAAUCCAUGAAUGGCAAUAUGUGGCUCCCAAAUUGGAUGCCAAUCUUUUGCUUGGCAUUAGUUUGACUGGUGGGAAGGUAACCGAAGAUGAAGAAGGCAAAAUAAACCCAAUAGCUUCAUUUGUAGCGCAGUUUCUUGGAAAAGCAGAAGAACUUAUGACAAUCUUGAAACCAACUUUCUCUCAAUUGGGUUUAAAAAGAGAAGAUUGCUUAGAAAUAAGUUGGAUUGAAUCAGUUCUAUUGAUGGGUUGGUUUCAAAAAGAAGAUCCAAUUGAAGUUUUGCUCAAUAGAACACGUCUUUAUAGUGAAAUCUCUAAGAUCAAAUCCGACUAUGUUAAGGAACGUAUUCCAAAGGCUUCAAUUAAGGGUAUGUGGGAAAGGUUAAAAUCUCAAGAUGUAGAAUUAGCACAAAUUAUGUUUGUUCCUUAUGGAGGGAGAAUGAGUGAAGUUUAUGAGUGGGAAACUCCUUAUUCACAUAGAGGUGAUUAUAUGUAUCUAAUUGGGUAUAUUGCGAAGUGGAAAAAUGGAACCGUGGAGGCGGAGAAAAGACAUUUGAAUUGGAUACGAGAGAUCUAUGAUUACAUGACUCCUUUUGUAUCAAAUUCACCGAGGGUAGCAUAUGUUAAUUAUAGAGAUCUUGACAUUGGAACGAACAAUAAGUAUGAUAAGACAAGCUACAAGCGUGCUAGGAAUUGGGGGAUGAAAUAUUUUGGGAACAAUUUUGAUAGGUUGGUGUAUAUUAAAACUAAGGUUGAUCCUUCUAAUUUCUUUAAACACGAGCAAAGUAUACCUAUUCUUACUGGCAUCACUGAAGAAUUUUUUAGUGCAUUGUAA
This is a messenger RNA of Benincasa hispida (wax gourd), 1653 nucleotides long. Its product is annotated as tetrahydroberberine oxidase-like. NCBI's taxonomy places the organism in Eukaryota, Viridiplantae, Streptophyta, Magnoliopsida, Cucurbitales, Cucurbitaceae. Gene Ontology annotation, molecular function: oxidoreductase activity; FAD binding. The record is from RefSeq and is a predicted model, not a curated record.